Molecule: messenger RNA, 1317 nt
Organism: Aspergillus vadensis CBS 113365
Lineage: Eukaryota; Fungi; Ascomycota; Eurotiomycetes; Eurotiales; Aspergillaceae
Product: caspase family protein
Exons: 6
Coding region: 1-1317 (438 amino acids)
Biological process (GO): proteolysis
Molecular function (GO): cysteine-type endopeptidase activity
Source: RefSeq, a predicted model, not a curated record
AUGUACUACCACCACUCCCACCAGGGUUGGUCUGGUGACUACCCUCGGCAACAAUCGUGGGGACCACCCCCGCCAUCAUCCUAUCCUUACCCAUACUCAUCCAACGCGCAAUACCAACCUCCCCCAGGCCCACCUCCGACUUCUCAUUACUCACCGCCCCCCGGCCCCCCGCCAUCUCACUACUAUCCUCCUCCUGGUAGUUAUCCGUCUCCGGCACCUUCCCCUUACUACGGCCAGCACCAUACUCCUACGCCGCCGCCUCAGUCGUCCUCACCUCAUCAACGGUCUUAUCACAACCACUCGCCGUCAUGGGGUCAGAACCUCCCGCCCCGCCCGCCUCAGGAUUCGCAGCACUUUGGCAGGGGCGCCCCGUCCAAUUACCGCUUCCAGUAUUCCAACUGUACCGGUCGGCGUAAAGCCCUCCUAAUCGGUAUCAAUUACAUCGGGCAGCCGAACCAGCUGCGCGGGUGUAUCAACGAUGUUACCAACAUGUCGACGUUCCUGAACCAGAAGUAUGGAUAUCGCAGGGAGGACAUGGUCAUCCUCACAGAUGAUCAGAAGAACCCGAUGAGUAUACCGAACAAGGCCAACAUCCUCAGGGCCAUGCAAUGGCUGGUGAAGGACGCGCAGCCCAACGACUCUCUAUUCAUCCACUUUUCGGGACACGGUGGUCGUACACCUGAUCUUGAUGGUGACGAGGAAGAUGGUUACGAUGAUGUUAUCUACCCGCUCGACUACCGCACCGCAGGACAUAUCGUGGACGAUGACAUGCACGCCAUCAUGGUCCGUCCACUACGCCCCGGUGUCCGUCUAACCGCCAUUUUCGACUCUUGCCACUCUGGAACCGCUCUCGAUCUCCCCUAUGUCUAUUCCACGCAAGGUAUCCUGAAGGAACCCAACCUCGCCAAGGAAGCAGCGAUGGACCUAUUCAGUGCCAUCAACUCCUACGGAAAAGGCGAUCUCAGCAGUGUCGCGCAGACUGCUAUCGGCUUUUUCAAGAAGGCCGCCAACGGCGACACCGCGCGCCAACGGACCGUUAUGACAAAGACCUCGCCUGCCGAUGUGGUCAUGUUCUCCGGCUCCAAGGACACCCAAACCUCUGCGGACACUUUCCAAGACGGUGAAGCCCGAGGAGCCCUAAGCUGGGCAUUCAUCAAGACCUUGCAGCAACGACCUAACCAAAGCUACCUGCAAUUGCUGAACUCGAUCCGCAAUGAACUGGAAGGGAAGUAUUCACAGAAGCCGCAGCUGAGCUGCAGCCAUCCAUUAGGUAGGUGCAAUGCAUCACUAGUUCCUCCGAGGACGGACAAUGACUAA